GACGCUGGACCGUCUCCCGCGCCGCCGGCACCCCCCACCGGCCACACCGCCACCGCGACAACCUGCGCCUGCGCCGCCAGGACUCAAAGGACUUGAACCCUUUCAUCAUCUGAGGGCUUUUUUAUGAACUCACUAGAGUCUGUUCUCCAUUAAAGAGACCAAGUGCUACAACUCGUGCUUAAUUCACUGCAGUGUUAAAACGAAUUUUUGGUUCUAAUUGGAUCGUGCCUUCACGGACGAGAUUCGGACGAGGCGUAUAAUAUAUAACUGAGGCAUCAACUUCGCUUGGACGAACCAUGGAAAUUGUCAUAGACGACGUAAACUUUGCGGCCAAGAGCUUAUCGAUCUGAGUACUUAAAAGGAGAAGGAGAGGGUUGGAGUGAAUAAUGGGAAAAAGGAACGUACGGAUCAAAUUCGCACACUCCAUUGGUCCACCAAACGCGCUGAGCUCGAUGCGUGUCUCCGAGUAGUCCCUAUCCGCGCCUGCGUCACGCCUACGCUGCACCUUUAUUCGCAUUUUACCAGUUACCGACGCUCUAGCACUGCCAAUAAAGUACAAGUCAUACCGGGUUAUAAUUGAAUUAUUAAAACUUAGAUUUAUAUUGUAGUACAAAUAAUCUGAAAGAGAUCACGGUGGCGUUUGCUUGAUGUAGCAAAAGUGAGUAGAGAAAGAGCCGAGCCGACGUCCUCGGUUGAGACAUUAAAACGGUAGUCAUGACGGCCACUGCCCCAGAACUGUCAAAGUCUGAUUUCUUUGAUUUCGUGACAUCCAACGAAGUGACUGAUGCUCAGUAUAAGCAGCAAAUGAGAUCCGUCAAUGUGUUCAUGGAAUCUCCGGACUCAAGGUCCAAUCCCUUGCUCUCAGAAGAACCCAAGGAACAGAACAAUAACAGCUUGCUGAGCGUGACUGGAGUGAGCGCCGGUAAUCCAACCAUGGCCGCCGCUGCCACCACCUCAACUACGCUGCAGAGCUUUGACUCCAUCUGGAAUGUAGAUCGCGACCGCGACCGCUUAGAAACUGCCAUGCUAGAAGAUCUCAACAAAUAUUACUGGAACACACAAGACAACGAAAUCAAUGGUACGAAUACUUGUACAGACACUGCCAUUUCUAAUAAAUUGAUAAGCAAUAACACCGAUGGACAAAUUUAUACACUCACUGUCCUAAAUCAAGAUAUUAAUGAGACGAGUACGAAUCGUUACUGGACAAAAGAGGAGGAUGUUUCUAUGUCCAGUCCGACGGACAUCGUUGACCAGCAGUCGUCUCUAGAUCUCGAAUCAAUACUUAACAUGAAUGGUUUCCCUAACGACUUUAGUCAAGACUCUCUUAGUUCAAACAUACUACCCAAAGUAGAAAACUUUAGUUAUGAUGAAGGAGAUUCAGAAAGCCAAAACACUGACUUAAACUCAACUAACCUAGUAAAAGUGGAAACGUUUAGCUACGAAGACAGUGAAUUUCAAGGAAGUGAAAAAAGAGAAGACCCAUGUAGUCCUAUCAUUAGCAAUCCUAUUCUAGAUAAUCAAAUUGAAUUUAAUAACAACAACAAUGAUUGGAAACUCACAGAUCAGAAUACGGAAUCUAACGAAUCAUUGCUAAGAAGCGCUUUACAGGGAAAAGCUUUUAUCAGAUAUAGCGCAAUACAAAAGAAUACAAUAACGAAGCUUGACGCUAGUUCGGAACUAAAGAGAGUAAUAAUCAACAAUAACAAUAAAGAUGUUCCAAGCAUGUACCAAGACGGUAAAGAAAGCGAGGCAGAAUUGUUGAUGACCAUAGCUCCUCCCAACGGUAAUGUGAACAUAUCAAUACUCCUCGAGGACCCAGCCAACGUGAUCUCUAAUGGUGAAAACCCGACAUCAACACAGAGCGUUGACGAUAUCAUAUUGUCACAACUAGAUGCCAACUAUCACCCUGAAGAUUACGAAAAACUAAAACGGAUAGCAACAGAGUUGGGUGAAUCAGUACAACCAUAUUGUACCGUGGAACCUAUAGACCCCACACGCAAUGUUUAUAACAUUCAUCACGUUAACGGCGAAUUAGUGACUAUGAUUCCCGCGGGCGAAGUACAACUGUCGCAGCACUUACAAAUAGUCGCCGCCUCGCCCACCGUUACCAGCACAAAAACUGUAAGUAAGAAAUAUAAAAGAAUUCAGAAUAAGAAUUCUCCACCGACAACACAAGCGCAGUCAGGCACAGCUAUUCAAGCUGCGACCUCAACAUCGAACGGUGUGAGGAAAGAGAGGUCCCUGCACUACUGCUCUAUCUGCUCGAAAGGCUUUAAGGAUAAGUACUCAGUGAACGUGCAUGUGCGGACGCACACGGGCGAGAAACCUUUUUCAUGCUCGCUGUGUGGCAAGAGCUUCCGGCAGAAGGCGCAUCUGGCCAAACACUACCAGACACACAUCGCACAGAAGAGCGCCGCUGCCAACGGUGCCGUCAAACCCAACAAGAGGUAACCGCGACGGCGCACCCAGCUCGCAUGACCGGAAUGUCGUCUCGGUCGCUCGUAUUGAUAGUCAAUUGAACUGUAAAAUGGUGAUAUAUUAACAAAAUAUUUUUAAUAAACAAAUACGCAAAGGCUGAAAAUAUCACAGAUGAAUUUGGUAAGGUGCUAAAUACGUAGUGAUUUAACGAAGCGAAACGAACGUAAAACAUAAUUCUCAACACUUGUGAAAGGUUCUUUGCCGUUGUAAUAUUGUUAUAAUUUACAUUUUAGCUCUGUCCGUUACCGAAUACUUUUAGCACUAGUUAUAGCUAAGAACAGGUACCUACGAUUAAGUAUUUUAGAAUGAGAUUAUUGUAAACCAUCAUUUCAUAAGUAUUUAUAGUCAUAACAGCAUUAGAUUAAUGGUGAAGUCAUAGAUCCACGUGUUUGUGUGUGGGUUAGUUUUGUUCCUGUUACUUCAUUCAUAAACUUUCUGUAUAGACAGAUGCAAAUAACCUAACGUACAAAUUAUACAAUAAUUGUUAGUAUUCUCUGUCUUCUUACACUUAGUAGCUUAACGUAACAAGCUGUCUGACAAAUGGGCACCAGUGAUGAGCAGCAGCGAACUUGCAUCGACAGCGCAUACGCCGCGCCCGCCACCGUAAUUUCUCCCGCAGCGCGACCGACUAAACUUUCUAAAAAAUAAAAAAUAAAACAGAGCAACAGAACGAGCAUUCAGUGCCUGCCAUCUUUCACCGCGCUGCUAUCAUAUUCUCUACAUCAGGUUAAAGAUGCGGUGUUGUUUUAUUCUCCAUGCCUUCACAAGAAUGCCGCUCUAUCGUUUUCGACAGUAGUAGUCUGUUACUCAAGUAUGUACAAAUACAUGUGGCUAGUCGCUCGGUACCUACGUCUGCCAACUUAGUAAUUUACUAUUUUCUAUUUUGUUUUAGUCCAUGGCUCUUUCCAUUUUAUGAACUAUAAUGUUAUUAAAAUAAUGUGCCCUCGAGAAAUCUGAGUGUAAUAGCCACUGGUCAGGCUUCCAUAAUUAUUUGGCCAUCCAUAUCGGACAACGUAGUGAGCGGUUUCUCAUUUCCAAUAUUACAUCCUUCGCCUCAUACUAGGAAAGGCCUGAUUGCUUCCAGAUUGCUAUAAAUUUGAAAUACAAGUGGUGUUUCAAUCGCGGUCUUUAAAAUUGUGCUCCCUUUCUAGUCUAACAAAUUGGCCUUUCUUUGUUCAGUCCGUGUACCUGUAACACAGAGGCUCGCCUUGUUCUUAUUUAUAAAGAUAUCGUUUGAGGCAGGUGGGCCCUAUCAUCAUCGUAUCUCAGCUAUAAAUUCUCUUCAAGUUAAAAGAGGUAUUUUCACUAAUUUUCUGAAGUAAGUACAUCUCUCUCACAGGUCUCUCUAUCAAUAGCUGAUUAUUAACUAAUCCGCAGACUAGCUUGUACACUCGACUCAUAAAAGGUACGAGUAUUUAUGAUUUCUAGAGAUUAAGCUUUCACUGACUUCAACUUUCGUAUUUCAACAAUUGAUGUUUCAAAUUAUAAGAUUACCUGUAACCACAAACAUUAUAUAAAGUAUUUUAAAAAGUUUUUAGAAGCCAUUAGUACGUUACACAGCAGAUAUUUUAAAGGGAAAAUUAAAUUGGAAUUGGUUUUGAAUGAUGACCGAAAUAGGAAACUCGAGUCGUUUUGUAACUUAACACAUUAUUAGUAUUAAGACGUGACCACGCAUUGUGCGCAGGCGUCGAACAGGUUGUGUGCUGGCACCAGUAUUUACAAUCCACAUACACAACAUAACAACAAAAUGCUUGCAAUUGUCAUUUUUAACAAAGUAAUUUCUCUGUGACAGUGACUAUAACUUGAGCGCGUUUGCAUUUGCAGUUUUCAGUUUUAAUUUACCUCAAAAGUCACUUGCAUCUUAUUUGCAAGCUACUUGUAUUAAAUGUAAACGCACCCUUGCCCUUGCUCAGUAUCUUUUACUCAAAGCCACAUAAUAUAACUUCCUAUUAAGUAACACAUCUAUAGUUCCAUUAUAUACGACAAUUGAAUAACGAAACUAAUAACAUUCUAAAGGUCAAAUAAUCAGGUAACGCGUUACGGCCUCCUCCUGUCAUUCGUUGACUUUUAGCUUUUGAUCUACAAUGUCGUUUUAAUAACGGCCUAGACUGUUUCGUAUCAAAUUAUAUUUUAAUUAACGGUCUAAUGAAAAUUUUAAUACAGUUAUAAACAAUAAAGUUCUGUGUUGUUUUAUGAUUAAAUCUUAGCGGCAACAAAAAACGUAAUCAAAAUGAGAAAGUUUUCAUAUAUUGAGAUUGAAAAUUUAUUUACAUCUUGCCAAUAUUAAAUUUUAUUUGUAUCUAAUUUAGAUAUCAAACACUGCCUUUGAAUGAGACUAGAGAAUAUAAACACUAAUUAUGCAUUGUUAGCUCAAGCGCUUAAUUACUAUUUCUUAACAAAUAAAUACCUAUCGUCUUCUAAAGAAGUAUAAGUUAAUUAUUUACCUAACAAAAAAAAAGCCUUUUAAAACGUAGUGAAGCACUCUAAUUUCUACUGUAAUAAGUAUCCAAUCAACAAUUAUUUCUCAUAAUUUCACGUUUUCUUGGGUUCGGACUUUUAUAAUUAAUAGUAGUAUAGAAUUUCUUCUUCCGUUUCUAUUGCUUUAUAUUUCUAAUUUUAUUUUUUUUAUUAUUAAUUUCUAUACAUAUUCCUAUUUUAACCUCUAGUUGAUAGAACCCGAAGAAUCUCUUUUUAACAAUGUUGAAUACUCAUUUUUGUAAAUAUGUUAAUGAAAGAGUCUUAAAUGAUGGCAACAGUAGAUCUCUUGACCACAUUGAACAAAUAAGAACUUUUAGACCUCUAACGUCAUUAUAGCGCUGUCUCAAAAUUAGGAAACAUUAUAAAGGAUAAAAAGGCAUAACAACAAACAACGCUCUUUAUACGAAUUACAUAAGUGGCGUUAUUAGUUUUACUUUGCUUUUUGAGCUACUGUUACGCACGUACCGUUUGCCACACGACCCGUUUAUUCAUUUUAGCACAAAUGUAUCAUGUUCAAUGUGAUCAAAAGUGUGAAUAACACACGAUCUUUAAAUAAACUAACAAUUUGCGACAUUUUGUACUCUCCCACUUGUAUCUCAUUAGAAUGGUAUUUUCAAGUUAGCGAAUUUAUAGAUUAAGUUUUAAGAUACAUACUUAAUGAGAUUUACCAAUUUAUUAUAAGAAACUGUGGCUACCUUGAUAAAUUAUGCGAAUGAGAAUUAUAUGAUUGUUAAUAUAUUCAUUGUAAUAUGUUACAUUAUGUUGGAUUAUUGAGUACUUUUAUAUCGAAAAGAAGGAUUAUAUUAAUUAAUAUUGAUCGAUUUUUAUUGCAUUUGUUCCUGAGUUGAUUUUAGAUUUUAUUGAUUAAUGAUUACGUCUUGUUUAUUAAGAUUUCUAUGUGUAAUAUUUGCAUGAUUAAUUUAAUUUAAUUAUAGCUGUGUAGUUUUAAGGGCAACGUGG
This is a messenger RNA of Hyposmocoma kahamanoa, 5916 nucleotides long. RefSeq names its product neurotrophin receptor-interacting factor homolog. Lineage: Eukaryota; Metazoa; Arthropoda; Insecta; Lepidoptera; Cosmopterigidae. Gene Ontology annotation, molecular function: histone deacetylase binding; RNA polymerase II cis-regulatory region sequence-specific DNA binding; DNA-binding transcription factor activity. The transcript has 3 exons. Gene Ontology annotation, cellular component: cytoplasm; nucleus. Gene Ontology annotation, biological process: cell fate commitment; regulation of transcription by RNA polymerase II. The record is from RefSeq and is a predicted model, not a curated record. Bases 715 to 2451 code for a protein of 578 amino acids.